Molecule: messenger RNA, 2391 nt
Organism: Toxorhynchites rutilus septentrionalis
Lineage: Eukaryota; Metazoa; Arthropoda; Insecta; Diptera; Culicidae
Gene: Muc91C
Product: pro-resilin
Exons: 5
Coding region: 164-1915 (583 amino acids)
Biological process (GO): positive regulation of transcription by RNA polymerase II
Cellular component (GO): RNA polymerase II transcription regulator complex
Molecular function (GO): transcription coactivator activity
Source: RefSeq, a predicted model, not a curated record
AAAAAUACUUGUAGGAUACAUUGACACAUCUUUCGGUAGCAGAAUUAUCAGGUGAAAAAGUGGAGUGAAUCCUUCCCCCAACCAACCAGGAGGAGACUGGGGAAAAUUGGGGCGAGAUGAAGAUCCACAAAAAUGGCGCUUGUUUCCACACGAACCGCUUCACAUGCACACACACACACACACACACAGACGGAAAAGCUUCCAUAAUGGACGAUUCCCUGAGGAGUUGUUUCGCAUUCCGUUGCUGACUCCUUCCGCUAUUAUGCCACUGGACGAAAAAAAACACACAAUCAUGAGAUUCCAACAUAAACUAGCUGCAUUCAUGGUGUUAUGCUGCACCAUAGGACCAGCGUUCGCCUCAAGGCUUUCCAAACGAGAAGCUCCACUGCCUGGUAGCAGCUAUCUACCGCCAUCGAAUGGUGGAGGCGCUAGAGGUUAUCCAGCUGCAGGUCCACCGAGCGGAAGCUACGGACCACCAGGUGCCGGCAACGGAGGUCAGGCUCCUUCCCAACAAUACGGCGCGCCAUCCGCUCCAUCGCAACAGUAUGGUGCACCUUCAUCUGGCAGUGGCAACGGAUUUGGCGGAAGCCCACAGGCACCUUCACAACAGUAUGGUGCACCAAGUAAUGGCCAAGGUUCAAACGGCUAUGCCCGUCAACAGAGUCCAUCCCAGCAAUAUGGUGCCCCGUCACAGCAACCCAGUGCUCCAUCCCAACAGUACGGUGCGCCAAGUGGUUCAAACGGAUACCCUGGAUCUCGUCCUCAAGCCCCGUCUCAACAAUAUGGCGCUCCAUCCAGCGGACCAGCACCGCGCCCAUCCCAGCAAUAUGGAACACCAAGCUUUGGCAACGGCAAUGGCUAUAGUUCUAACGGAGGCUCUCGUCCACAAGCUCCAUCCCCGCAAUAUGGUGCUCCUUCCAGCGCUCAGAAUGGAUUCGGCGGAUCACGGCCAGCUGGGCCACCAGCCACUAGCUACGGAGUACCCGCUGCCCCAAGCAACGGCAACGGUGGUUACUCCUCCAACGGGGGUGGUAGUGGUGGAUACAGCAGUGGACGCCCAUCCAUCUCUUACGGUGCACCAUCAGCUGGCGGCAAUGGUGGAAAUGGAGGAUUCGGUGGACGCCCAAGUCAGCAAUACGGAGCACCAUCAACCAACGGCGCCAGUCGCCCAUCCAGCCAGUAUGGAGCUCCAUCGGCACGCGCUGGAAGUGGAAACGGUUUUGGACAGGGUCCUUCCCAACAGUAUGGUGCCCCUGGUGCAGGUGGUGCUGGAAAUGGAUUCGGAGGACGCCCGUCACAGCAGUAUGGUGCUCCUGGCGCUGGCAGUAACGGAAAUGGUUUCGGAGGCAGCCGUCCAUCUUCUCAAUAUGGUGCACCUGCGCCAGGUGGCAACGGAGGAGGAGCUCCUUCUUCCCAAUAUGGAGCCCCUGCGCCAUCUGCUCCCUCUUCCCAAUAUGGUGCCUCAUCUAUUGGAGGCGCCCCAUCGUCCCAAUACGGUGCUCCAUCUGCCCCAUCCCAGCAAUACGGUGCACCAAGUUUCGGAAACGGUCAAUCCUCUGCUCCAUCCCAGAAAUAUGGUGCUCCAUCCGGUGGUAAUGGACAAGGCAGUGGCCCAUCCUCUCAAUACGGAGCCCCAUCUGCUCCAUCGUCUCAAUAUGGUGCCCCAUCGACUCCAUCUCAGCAAUACGGUGCCCCUAGCAACGGUAACGGACACAGUAGUGGUGGAGGAUAUCAGACCAGCGGAUCAGCUGGAAAUGGAUUCUCGCAGGCCUCGUUCUCGGCAAGCAGUUAUUCUUCCUCCAGUGGUAACGGGUACUCUUCCAACGGUGGAUACAGUUCCGGCAGACCUGGCGGCUCAUCUGUCCCAGCUACGCUCUCGCAAUCAUACUCGUCGAACGGAGGAUACAACUAUUAGACACUCAGACGCCCAGAUGGAAACCGACCACCUUAUGUUCAUUGCUUUGGCGCGCCUCAAUUGAACAAAAAAGUGCCUUAAGAUAGAAAAUGUAACUGACUUUUGAUGUACCUUCCGACGAAAAUCACUGGCAAUACUCCCACAGGACCCUAAUGAAGAACGCUACGUGAAAAUCCAGAACCGAACUAUGUUUAACUGUGUAUCAUUAAUUAAUUUAAAUUAUUGUAUUAAUAUAGAAUUAAUUUUAUCAUUUUCUACCCAUUAGUAUUGAAGCAUUUGAGCGGAGCAACAAAAAAUUUGUCAAAAUAAUAUUUAACAAUAUCAUAAUGUUAUAUUUGUAUAGUAUUGUAACGACGAUUUCUGCUCUACGCAAUUUAUUUCACAAUGUUGGAUAACGUUUACUGGCAGGAGAAAUAGAGAGAGUGAAAAAAGGAAUCAAAAUAAACAAUGGCAAUAUCAUCAUUUUCCUCCAAAAA